Messenger RNA from Artibeus jamaicensis (Jamaican fruit-eating bat), 1712 nucleotides. It is a transcript of the gene GMDS, whose product is annotated as GDP-mannose 4,6-dehydratase. Gene Ontology annotation, molecular function: GDP-mannose 4,6-dehydratase activity. Gene Ontology annotation, biological process: GDP-mannose metabolic process. The transcript has 11 exons. Bases 219 to 1337 code for a protein of 372 amino acids. Lineage: Eukaryota; Metazoa; Chordata; Mammalia; Chiroptera; Phyllostomidae. The record is from RefSeq and is a predicted model, not a curated record.
CCUGGGCCCGCCUCCGUCAGCCCGGCCCUUCCCACUGGUUCUUCAGAGUUCUACAGUCAGACUGUGGCAUCUGGCAGCGCGGAGCGCUCAGUUUCUGCAACCUCGGGGACGCAGCUUGCGCGCCGCCGGCACACCCCUACUUUCUUACCCCCGGCGCCGCUGCCUCAGCUCCGCUCGCCUUCGCGCUGCCCUGCCCUCUGCUACACGCCCUCAGGGACAUGGCACAAGCUCAGGCACACUGCUCUAGCGCUCGGGGCUCCGGAGACGGCGAGAUGGGCAAACCCAGGAAGGUGGCUCUCAUCACUGGCAUCACGGGCCAGGAUGGUUCGUACUUGGCUGAGUUCCUGUUGGAGAAAGGCUAUGAGGUUCAUGGAAUUUUACGGAGAUCCAGUUCAUUCAAUACUGGCCGAAUUGAACAUCUGUAUAAGAACCCCCAGGCUCAUACUGAAGGAAAUAUGAAAUUGCACUAUGGUGAUCUCACUGACAGUACCUGCCUUGUGAAGAUCAUUAAUGAAGUUAAGCCUACAGAGAUCUACAAUCUUGGAGCCCAGAGCCAUGUCAAAAUUUCUUUUGACUUGGCUGAAUAUACUGCAGACGUUGAUGGAGUUGGCACUUUACGGCUUCUGGAUGCAGUUAAGACCUGUGGCCUUAUCAACUCUGUGAAGUUCUAUCAAGCUUCAACAAGUGAACUUUAUGGGAAAGUGCAAGAAAUACCCCAGAAGGAGACAACUCCUUUUUAUCCUCGGUCACCAUACGGGGCAGCCAAACUGUAUGCCUACUGGAUUGUGGUGAAUUUCCGUGAGGCAUAUAAUCUCUUUGCAGUGAAUGGUAUUCUCUUCAAUCACGAGAGUCCUAGAAGAGGAGCUAAUUUUGUUACUCGAAAAAUUAGUCGGUCAGUAGCUAAGAUUUACCUUGGACAACUGGAAUGUUUUAGCUUGGGAAAUCUGGAUGCCAAACGAGAUUGGGGCCACGCCAAGGAUUAUGUAGAGGCUAUGUGGCUGAUGUUGCAGAAGGAGGAGCCAGAGGAUUUUGUCAUAGCUACUGGAGAAGUCCACAGUGUCCGGGAGUUUGUAGAGAAGUCAUUUUUGCACAUUGGAAAAACCAUUGUGUGGGAAGGAAAAAAUGAAAACGAAGUGGGCAGAUGUAAAGAGACCGGCAAAGUUCACGUGACUGUGGAUCUUAAAUACUACCGACCAACUGAAGUGGACUUUCUGCAAGGAGACUGCACCAAAGCGAAACAGAAGCUGAAUUGGAAGCCCCGGGUCGCUUUUGAUGAGCUGGUACGGGAGAUGGUGGACGCCGAUGUGGAGCUCAUGAGGAACAACCCCAACGCCUGAGAGCGGCUGCCCGGCCCGGACCCGCCCGGCUGGCCUUCGUCCGGGUGGAACCAACGCAGGCCGGGUCGCAGGAGUCGUCCUGGAGGGCCGGGGGUGAGCUGUGCGCCCUUCUGACGGUUGCUGGAGACCCCCGCUGCCACUAUGCGGUGGUCCCACCAGCAAGACUGGUUUGCAGCAGCCGGGAGGGAAGUGGCACUCCCGGUUCAGCCCACUUUUUUUUUUUUUGUCUAGGCCUCUUCUGAAUGGUUUUAUGAAAUCAACUAGAUGUUUUAAUCACAUGUUCUCUUUACUCGAAAUUAUGUCAUUAGACAGCUGAAAUCGUGAGGCUUCCAAAUGGUUUUUCUUUUUUCUUAUUAAAAAUGGCCUUUCUAUGAA